ACGCAACUUAACCUACUGCGGCUGAGAUGAAGGGCAUUGACAACAAGGAAGAGGACGUCAACGAUGAUGACGACGAUGGAAUUCAAUUCCAGCAUGAAUCCUCCACAUGGAUUUUUCAUAAUUGAAUCAAUGAAUCACCAAGUUACGUCGUCGAGGGCAGUGACCAAUUGAGCAUAUGGGCAGCACACUGUGGAAAUGCUUGAAAUGGAAGAUGAUUUCAACACAGGAAGAGUUUGAGGAAAUCAGAAGUAGAUUUAUUGAUGAACUCUUUUAUCGCGAAAAAGAACAAACCCCAACACUUCUAGGAAUGACGACAGUUCCUCUUUGUUCGUUAGUAUUUUUUACCGGUUAUCUGCUUAUCCAGAGAAUCAACUGUGAAGGGAGGGAACCCGCACUAAUUUUUUUAAGAAAAGUAUCAACUGCCCCACCCCACAUUUGGGCCAUUGACAAGCCCAAUCAGCCUAAAACCAUAACUGGAUAUAAGAGAGUAUUCUACCUGAGGAAAGAUUACUCUGAAAUGGAUGCUUAUUAUGUCACUCCUUCUAGGAAGAGACUAAGAUCUAUUACAGAAGUGGGUACUUUUCUUCAACAAAAUUCUGAGUUUAGUGACCUAUCAGUCUCAGAUUCAGAUUUAAGAAGCCCAAAAUUAUGGAUGACAUUAUACCCUCUAGUAGCACUAAAUAAGUGCGUGGAUGGAGCUAAAAUUUUAGAUUCAUUUGCGGUGUAGAUGCAUUUUCUAGAGUCCUGAAAUGCUUAAAAGUUCAAUUUAUUUGCCGUUUGUUGUUAUUUUCCAUCUCUUUGGUAUAAAAAUCUUUUAAUGUAUGCAAAAUCAUCUUUUAUUGUUAAGGGGGGAAAGGAUUUUAUUUGAUAUAAGUGAAUAAAGGAAAAUUUCUUUGCCUUCUUUACUUUGAUUUAGCUGGUGACUUAACUUUUUUCUUUUCUUUCCAUUCAAUUCAGAUAAAGGAGAAAAACUUUGAAGUUUUGCUUCUUUCCUUUUUGUAUCUGCUUGCCCCGUAUUAAAAGAAUAUAUUUGCUUGCCAGAAAGAGAAUGAAGGGC
This is a messenger RNA of Lycium ferocissimum, 1057 nucleotides long. Its product is annotated as methyl-CpG-binding domain-containing protein 4-like. Gene Ontology annotation, molecular function: DNA binding. The coding region runs from base 176 to 727 and encodes 183 amino acids. NCBI's taxonomy places the organism in Eukaryota, Viridiplantae, Streptophyta, Magnoliopsida, Solanales, Solanaceae. The transcript is spliced from 3 exons. The record is from RefSeq and is a predicted model, not a curated record.